AUGGCGCGCAGAGCUUUGAUCACCGGUGCCAGCGGCCUCCUCGGCCGCGAAGUCUUCAAUGCUUUCAAGAAGGACAGCCACUGGGAGACGUUUGGCCAGGGCUUCACGCGUGCUGCGCCGCCAGAAAUCCUCAAGGCCGACCUGACGUCCGCGGCGGAGAUCGAAAAGCUGAUGGACGAAGUGCGGCCGCAUGUUGUCGUACACUGCGCGGCCAAUCGAUUCCCAGACCAAUGCGACACCCACCCCGAUCUCGCGCGCAAGAUCAACGUCGAGGCCACCCGGGCUCUGGCAGAGACGACCGCGGCCAAGUCCAUCCUGCUCAUCUACAUCUCUACAGACUACGUGUUCGCCGGCCGCGAGGGGGAAGCGCCGUACGAGGCCGACGCCCCCACCGAGCCGCCGAACAUCUACGGGCAGACGAAGCGGGACGGCGAGCUCGCGGUGCUGGAGGCCACGCGGGCGACGGGCACGGGAGUCAUCCUGCGCGUGCCGGUGUUGUACGGGCACGCCCAGUCGAACAGCGAGAGCGCGGUCAACACGCUGAUCGACGCGGUGUGGAAAGCGCAGCAGACGGGCGUGCCCAUGGACGAUUGGUCGCAGCGGUACCCAACAAACACGGAGGAUGUGGGCAGGGUGUGCCACGACAUCGCGGUGCGGUACCUGGACGAGCCGGCAGCGGCGGCGCUGCCAAGGGUGCUGCAGUUCUCGUCGGAGGACAGGAUGACCAAGUUCGCGAUGUGCGAGCGGUUCGCAGACAUCCUGGGGCUGCCGCUGGCGGGACUGGAACGGGUGCAGACCGGUGGCACAUCCGGCGCGGGCGUGCAGCGGCCCUUCGACACGCACCUGUCGACGCGCGAGCUGCGCCAGCUGGGCAUUGCGGUCCACACGCAGGAUUUUGUUGACUGGUGGUAUGUGCAUCACUACUCCUCUCCCUACCUGCGGGCGCGAGUGGAGCGGCAUCGCGUGUGCUAG
This is a messenger RNA of Ophidiomyces ophidiicola, 972 nucleotides long. RefSeq lists its product as uncharacterized. The transcript is spliced from 3 exons. Gene Ontology annotation, biological process: S-adenosylmethionine biosynthetic process. The record is from RefSeq and is a predicted model, not a curated record. Gene Ontology annotation, cellular component: methionine adenosyltransferase complex. The coding region runs from base 1 to 972 and encodes 323 amino acids. NCBI's taxonomy places the organism in Eukaryota, Fungi, Ascomycota, Eurotiomycetes, Onygenales, Onygenaceae. Gene Ontology annotation, molecular function: methionine adenosyltransferase regulator activity.